AUGCCUUUGACACUUCACCACAUGGGAUUUUCCCAAUCUGAGCGCAUAAUCUGGCUCGCAGAAGAGCUCGGCAUCGACUACAAAUAUGUCUUUCACAAGCGCGAUCCUAUCUUCGCCCCACAAUCCAUCAAAGACCUCCACCCGGCCGGCACAGCUCCAGUGAUGGAAGAUGACCCUUCCCCCGUGACCAACGCCCGAGUUGUCCUCGCCGAAUCAGGCGCUAUAACGGACUACAUCGUCGCUGUCCACGGAAACGGGCGUCUAGCACCCACCCCCAAGGAUGGUGCCGCCUAUCCCCAUUUCUUGGAAUGGUACCAUUUCGCCAAUGGAAGUCUUCAGCCCACUUUUCUAAGACUCCUGAUGGCACGGUCCGCAGACCCGAGCUCCCCCUUUGUAGCUCGCACAUUAGGUAAGGCACUGGGUCAAUUGGAUAUGCUUGAGGACCGUCUAGCUCGGACAGGAGCAUAUCUUGCCGGGGAAGAACUCACGGUCGCAGAUAUCAUGACCUUCUUUACCUUGACGACUAUGCGGGGCUUCUGUCCAGUAGAUUUUGAUACGGAAAAGCAUAAGCAUAUUCUUGCUUAUUUGAAGCGGGUCUCUGAGCGUCCAGCGUAUCAGAAGGCCAUGAAGAAAUGCGAAGGUGAUGACUUUAAGCCUAUGAUUGGGCCCAAAGCUGAGCUUUGGCCCCUUAUGAAGAAGGUGUAA
Molecule: messenger RNA, 705 nt
Organism: Penicillium longicatenatum
Lineage: Eukaryota; Fungi; Ascomycota; Eurotiomycetes; Eurotiales; Aspergillaceae
Product: glutathione S-transferase family protein
Exons: 1
Coding region: 1-705 (234 amino acids)
Source: RefSeq, a predicted model, not a curated record